AUAUAAAAUUGUUAAUACAAUACAAUUCUUCUUCUCUCUCUUUUGCUUUGGUUUACAACAAAAAUAGCUAGUCUUCUUAACAAAAACAAACACUACUGUCUAGCUUAGUCUUCUAGUGCAAGAGAAGUGCUAUGUCGUCGCCUGGUUAUUGUGUUGUAGAACAGAAAGCUUGUGUUGGUUGGGUUGAUAAAUAUUUUAAAGAUUGUCUCUGUAAUUUAAAAGAUGAAUUUUCAUUCGGGUUCGGGUUUGUUAGUUUAAUCUGUUGGGGAGUUGCAGAAAUCCCUCAAAUUAUUACCAACUUUCGCUCUAAGUCUAGCCAUGGAGUUUCUCUUGCUUUCCUUCUAACUUGGGUUGCCGGGGAUAUAUUCAAUCUUGUCGGCUGUCUUCUUGAGCCGGCAACGCUGCCAACCCAGUUGUACACUGCACUACUCUACACGACAAGCACAAUAGUGCUAGUGUUGCAGGGUUUAUACUAUGAUCAUGUCUACAGGUGGUUGAAAUGCCAGAAAAUUGAAGCCAAUCCAGAGGUGGACGAUGAGAAGAAACCACUUAAACAAAAAUCAGGGCAUGAUUCAGGCAUUCCUAUACCCAAUUCCACAUCCAGAUCAGGCAAAGAGUAUUUUUAUACUUCAGCUAGAUCAAUGGCGAGUAGUGGAGCUUCACCAUUUCGAGGUUACCUUAGAGCAGCGAAAAGCGGUCCGUCGGCUAUGGGACUUCACAAUGAAUCUUCUUCAUCGGACGACGAGGCUGCACCGGCUGCUUCUGCUAGACCUGUUAGCCAGCCUAGACCAAUUCCGCGAUCGGCUGGCUAUGGAACAUUUCUAGUAACAUCACUGAAUUUGCCACUACAAAGCAAGGGUUUGAGAGAUGCCUACACUGGAGUUGCUAGUAGAAGACUUUUACAUCAGGAAGGUAGUGGAAUGGAGCAUAGUGCUGUUGGGCAGUGGUUAGGAUGGAUGAUGGCAGCUAUCUAUAUGGGUGGCAGAAUUCCUCAAAUCUUGUUAAAUAUCAAAAGAGGCAAUGUAGAGGGCUUAAAUCCUCUAAUGUUCAUAUUUGCACUGGUGGCCAAUCUCACUUAUGUGCUAAGUAUUGUGGUUAGAACUACAAAAUGGGAUAAUCUCAAACCAAACAUGCCAUGGUUGCUGGAUGCUGCAGUCUGUGUGGCCCUUGAUUUCUUUAUCAUAUUGCAGUAUAUAUACUAUAGACACUUCUGUGAGAGAAAAAUGAGACAUGGAGAAGACUACAGAGACUACUAUGUUGAUGCCACCAAAAGCUGAUUUAGAUGGACUGUGAACUUGUAUUUGUAAUACUUGCAGAUUGUAUUAAACUAAUAAUCUUAAUUUUACCCUAUUACAGAUUAUUUUCCAGUGGUUAA
This is a messenger RNA of Mercurialis annua (annual mercury), 1375 nucleotides long. RefSeq lists its product as uncharacterized. The transcript is spliced from 12 exons. The coding region runs from base 132 to 1277 and encodes 381 amino acids. Lineage: Eukaryota; Viridiplantae; Streptophyta; Magnoliopsida; Malpighiales; Euphorbiaceae. The record is from RefSeq and is a predicted model, not a curated record.